Molecule: messenger RNA, 4227 nt
Organism: Fulvia fulva
Lineage: Eukaryota; Fungi; Ascomycota; Dothideomycetes; Mycosphaerellales; Mycosphaerellaceae
Product: ABC multidrug transporter atrB
Exons: 8
Coding region: 1-4227 (1408 amino acids)
Biological process (GO): transmembrane transport
Cellular component (GO): membrane
Molecular function (GO): ATP binding; ATP hydrolysis activity; ABC-type transporter activity
Source: RefSeq, a predicted model, not a curated record
AUGGACGGGUCAGAGGAGAAAGGCCCCAUGGAGGGCCUGCCCGCAACUGGUGAAGCAAUGGAGAGGGUUGCCGACCACGACGACAGAACGGACUGGAACGCAAUGCCAGAAGUGGCUGCAGUGCAAAGGACUGCAGGUGGAGGCACACCACUUGCGAGAAGGCUCGGAGUCACUUGGAGGAAUCUGACUGUCAAGGGUGUGAAUGCUGCUGCAUCCUUCAACGAGAAUAUUGGUUCUCAGUUCGUGCCGUCUUUCGCGAAGAAAGCCGUUGCCAACGCGGCCAAGUCGACCAAAACAAUAAUUGACAACUCGCAUGGGUGCGUCAAGCCGGGAGAGAUGCUACUGGUACUUGGGAGACCUGGUGCCGGCUGUACUACUUUGCUCAAAGUCCUAGCCAAUAGACGCGCUGCCUACAGCUCGAUCGAAGGUCAGGUCCACUAUGGGUCUAUGGAUCACCACGAAGCAACAAAGUAUCGAGCGCAGAUCGUGAUGAACACCGAGGAUGAGAUAUUCUGGCCGACACUCACGGUGCAGCAGACCAUUGACUUCGCGACCAGGCUUAAGACUCCCAAACACACUCUUGGUGAUUAUGCCUCAGCAGAAGAGGCUCGUGUAGCCAGCAGAGAUUUCCUGCUUAAUGUGCUCGGAAUCUCUCACACAGCCAAUACAAGAGUUGGCGAUGCCUACAUCCGUGGAGUAUCUGGAGGCGAACGAAAGCGUGUCAGCAUUGCUGAGACACUUGCUACCCGUGGAAGCGUGUACUGCUGGGACAAUUCAACAAGAGGCCUCGAUGCAAGCACUGCUCUGCAAUACAUCAAGGCAAUUCGCAAGCUGUCCGAUAUCUUCGGGUUGGCAUCAAUCGUUACUCUCUACCAAGCUGGAAACGAUAUCUACAAACAGUUCGAUAAGGUGUUGGUGCUGGAGUCGGGCAAACAGAUAUACUACGGACCUGCAACAUCAGCACAGCCGUUCAUGGAAGACCUGGGAUUUGUUUGUGCGGAUGGAGCGAAUGUGGGAGACUUCCUGACCGGCAUCACAGUCCCGACCGAGCGCAGGAUCCGCGAAGGUUUCGAGCUCACUUUCCCCAGGACAGCCGAUGCAGUGCUGGAAGCCUAUCAGGCCUCAAAUAUACGACCUCUGAUGGAGACAGAAUACGACUAUCCCACCACGCAGAUCGCAGCAAAUCACACGAAGGAGUUCCAAGAAGCUGCUGCGUACGAGAAGCACCCGGACUUCCUGACAUCUCGUUCUUCGGCUACAGCUUCGUUCGCUAUUCAACUCAGUGCCGCUACUAAGAGGCAGUUCCAGAUCCUCUGGGGCGACAAGACAAAUCUGAUUGUGAAGCAAGUAUCCAAUCUGAUCCAAGCCUUCUGUGCCGGAUCACUAUUCUACAAUGCCCCGGCCGACUCAUCUGGUCUCCUCAGUAAAGCUGGAAUCAUCUUCGUCACAUUGUUCUUCAACGCAAUGAUCGCACAGUCUGAGGUCACAGACUCCUUCGUCGGUCGACCAGUACUCGCGAAACACAGAGGGUUCUCAUUCCAUCAUCCAGCGGCCUGGGUCUUGGCACAGGUCGUGACUGAUAUCCCCAUUAUUCUUUGCCAAGUCUCUGCAUUCAGCUUGGUCGCCUACUUCUUGUCUAGACUCACGAGAGAAGCGGAUGUAUUCUUCAUCUUCUGGUUUGCGGUCCUGAGCUGUACGUUCGCGAUCACGGCACUCUUCCGGGCCCUGGCUGCUGGCUUCAAGACAUUUGAUGAUGCCAGCAAGAUAUCAGGCGUCAUCAUAUUGGCCACACUGCUGUACGCCGGAUACAUGAUCCCGAAGCCGGACAUGGGAAACUGGUUUGUCUGGAUUUACUGGAUUGACCCAUUCUCGUAUGCCUUCAAUGCGCUGCUGUCAAAUGAAUUGCACGGUCAAGUCAUCGACUGCGUUGGAUCCAAUCUUGUUCCAAGCGGCCCCGGGUAUGGCUCCAUCUCAAAUCAGGCUUGCACCGGCGUCCGCGGCGCUGCACCAGGGGCUGCUUUCGUCCUAGGCGACGACUAUCUCGACAGUGUGCGGUAUAGCCACGGAGAUAUGUGGAGGAACAUUGGCAUCGUAUGGGUCUGGUGGGCUUUCUACGUCGGACUGACCAUCUUAUUUACUUCUAUGCAACCUGUUGAUCAAACUCAGACCGGCGUCGCACUGAUCCCGCGAGAGCGAGCUAAUAAGAUAGCACGAGGGUUCUCUGACGAAGAGUCCGGCAUCAACGAGAAAGUCAUGCCACAGUCAAGCUCGAACUCCGACACCGAAGGCAACGAUUCCGAUUCUGAUGGCCUCAUUCGCAAUACAUCGACAUUCACAUGGCAGAACGUCACUUACACAGUCCAGACCCCUCGAGGACCGCGGGUACUUCUCAACAAUGUCCACGGUUGGGUAAAGCCAGGCAUGCUAGGCGCAUUAAUGGGUUCAUCUGGAGCAGGAAAGACGACUCUCCUGGAUGUUCUGGCUCAACGUAAGACUGAGGGCACAAUUACUGGCUCUGUUCUCGUGGAUGGAAAGGAGCUGGGUGUUAGCUUCCAGCGAUCUGCUGGCUACUGCGAGCAGCUUGACGUUCACGAGUCCCUAACAACUGUAAGGGAAGCCCUGGAGUUCUCCGCCCUGCUUCGCCAAUCUCGCACAACUUCGAAAGCAGACAAGCUGAAAUAUGUCGAUGUCAUAAUUGAGCUUCUGGAGAUGGAAGACAUCGAAGACUGUCUGAUCGGCACACCUGGUGGAGCUGGUCUUUCAAUUGAGCAGAGAAAGCGCGUGACGAUCGGAGUUGAAUUGGUGGCAAAACCAAGCGUCCUCAUCUUCCUUGACGAGCCAACUUCUGGACUUGAUGGUCAGGCAGCCUUCAACACCAUUCGAUUCCUCAAGAAGCUGGCGGCCGCCGGACAAGCUAUUCUCGUCACUAUUCAUCAGCCAAGUGCACAACUUUUUGCCGAGUUCGACAAUUUGCUACUUCUGGCCAAAGGUGGAAACACAGUGUACUUUGGCGAUAUCGGUAAAGAUGCAGCCACGAUUCGAAAGUACUUUGCCAAUCAUGGAGCACCCUGCCCACCAGGAAAGAACCCAGCGGAACAUAUGAUCGACGUCGUUUCUGACACGACUCAAGACUGGAGUGGAAUCUGGAAGGGCUCAAGAGAGUACAGUCAGAUGCUGCACCAUCUGGAUGAGAUCGUCAACGAAACCAAGCGAACCGUUUCCCAGUGUUCGAUGAUUGACGGAGAUUCUGAGUUUGCGAUGCCUUUAUGGGAUCAGAUCAAAAUCGUCACUACCCGCGCCAACAAAGCUCUGUGGCGUAACACUGGCUAUGUCAACAACAAGUUCAUGCUUCACAUCAUUACUGGACUGUUCACUGGCUUCUCCUUCUAUAUGCUGGACGACAGUGUAGGAGAUCUGCAGCUGCGCAUGUUCGCGCUGUUUAACUUCAUCUUUGUCGCACCAGGUGUGAUUGCGCAACUCCAGCCGUUGUUCAUCGAAAAGCGUGACAUCUACGAUGCCCGCGAGAAGAAGUCCAAGAUGUACAGCUGGAAGGCAUUCGUCACGGCUUUGAUCGUGUCGGAACUGCCGUAUCUGGUCAUUUGUGUCAUCCAGUACUUCUUCUGCUUCUACUACACAGUAGGACUGCCCACGGCGUCGAGCAAAGCAGGUGCUGUGUUCUUCGUCAUGCUCUUGUAUGAGUUCUUGUACACGGGCAUCGGACAAUUCGUCGCCGCAUAUGCUCCGAACGCUGUAGCUGCAUCACUGGCAAAUCCCUUGGUCAUCUUCACCCUCGUCGGCUUCUCCGGCGUAUUGGUCCCUUACUCUCAAAUCGUCGAUUUCUGGAAAUACUGGCUCUAUUGGAUCAAUCCAUUCAACUAUCUGGUCGGAUCAUUGCUUGUCUUCACUACUUGGGACAUCGAAGUCAGCUGCAAAGAUUCCGAGCUCGCUGUGUUUGACCCAGUGGGCAACCAGACCUGUGCAGAUUAUCUGGCCCCGUACCUGAGUGCGGCCGGCUCUGGUGCGAAUCUAUUGAACCCAUCGGCCAUUGCUGGAUGCCAGGUCUGCCAGUAUGCGACAGGCGCGGAUUAUCUCCGCACUCUCAACCUGAAGGAGCACUACUAUGGUUGGAGAAAUGUGGGCAUUGUGGCACUGUUCUGUGUCUCGAGCUACGGGCUUGUGUAUCUCCUAAUGAAAUUGAGGACUAAGAAGACCAAAAAGGCGGCGUAA